Molecule: messenger RNA, 832 nt
Organism: Cornus florida
Lineage: Eukaryota; Viridiplantae; Streptophyta; Magnoliopsida; Cornales; Cornaceae
Product: probable calcium-binding protein CML15
Exons: 1
Coding region: 121-624 (167 amino acids)
Molecular function (GO): calcium ion binding; enzyme regulator activity
Source: RefSeq, a predicted model, not a curated record
UCAAAAACACCUCCCCUCCUCCACCUCCACCUCCACCUCCUCCACACCUUAUCAUCGUUCUACAUCGUCAUCAUUUUCGGUCUUUAUCAUUUUUAUUAUAAUUAUCAUAUCUUUGUAAAUAUGUCGGUGCUUCACAAAGAUCGACUCAACCAACUAAAGGACAUAUUCUCACGCUUCGACAUGGACUCCGAUGGCAGUCUGACCCACCUGGAGCUGGCGGCGCUCCUCCGGGCACUAGGAAUCAGCCCCUCCGGCGACCAAAUCCAUGUUUUGCUAGCCAACAUGGACGCAAACGGCAAUGGGGUUGUGGAAUUUGAUGAACUGGCCAGUGCCAUAAUGCCUGACCUUAACCAAGACAUAUUGGUUGAUCAAGAACAGCUUUUGGAGGUCUUCCGAUCCUUUGACCGCGACGGCAACGGCUACAUCACGUUGGCCGAGCUCGCCGGAUCAAUGGCCAAGAUGGGUCAGCCGUUAACGUAUCGCGAACUCACCGAGAUGAUCAGAGAAGCGGAUACGGAUGGUGAUGGGGUCAUUAGUUUCCAUGAAUUUGCUUCCAUCAUGGCCAGAUCGGCCUCCGACUUUCUCGGCCUCUCGGUAUGGAAAAAGAGAGAUGAUACCAUUUGAACUAUUACAUCAGUAUCGUGGUAAAACGUAGUGUUGGGUGUAAUGGUAACAGAAUUGACAAGCGCCGCAGUGAACUUUUUAAUCACUAGCCCACUGUUUUUAGUUUAUUUGAUUAACUUGUUUUCCAAGCCUUAAUAAGGUUUUGUUUGCUUCUAGGCAUUCAAUUAAUGUAUAUAAAAUUGAAGGACUGUCACUUCCUCUCUGAAUA